GAGCGUAGCCAGAAAGUAAAUCUUUUUUUAAAAUGUUUGGAUUUGGAUUUCGCGUUUGGGAAAUGUGCCGCAUCCGUAUCUCGACAAAUCGGGUCGCGAUUCGUCGAGGUGGAGGACUGGUUCUUCUAAUUGUCUAUGGAUCAACUUUGUGGAACUGGUGCAAAAGAAGGAGAGAAAUAGUCAAAGCGGUAGAUGCAUUCCCAGGCGAAAAGUGGUAUCCGAUCAUUGGAACUUCAUUGACGUUUCUUGUGGCACCGAGAGAAAAACGAUGGAAUAUAUUUAAGGAGUUACAAAAGCAAUUUGGUCCCACCUCGAGAGCGUGGAUGGGAAAUAUUCCCAUAGUUUUGAUUAGUAAACCGGAGCAUCUCGAGUUAAUUUUUAAAAGCAACGUAAGCAUAAAUAAAGGAAUAUUCUACAACAUAUUGAAACCUUGGUUAGGCGAAGGACUAGUGACAGCACAUGGGUUCAAAUGGAAGGAACAUAGAAGACUAUUAACUCCAGCCUUUCACUUCAAAAUUUUGGAUAAAUAUACGGAAGUUUUUUCUGAAAAAGCUAUCGAACUUGCUCGUAUUCUUGAAGAGAAAGUUGGAGACGAAUAUUUUGAAGCGAGUGUUUAUUUUACUAGAUGUGCCUUGGAUAUUAUAUCAGAAACAGCCAUGGGCGUAAAAUUUAAUGCUCUGCGAGAUCCGACUUGUGAGUAUGCCAAUGCAAUAUUCGGACUAUGUGAAAUUAUAUCACUUAGAACUGAUAAUCCAUUGCUGGGCUUGGAUUUUAUUUUUAACUUCACCAACGAGGGAAAGAGAUUUAGUCGGCAUUUAAAGACCAUCCAGGACACCACGAAUAGGAUUAUUGAAACGAGAAGAGAGGAAUUUAAACUGCGACAAGUUGGAACGGGCACUGACGAUCUAGGUAGAAAGGAAAAAUUAGCCUUUCUAGAUAUUUUGCUGGAAAGCGAGAAAGAAAACAAAUUUACCAAUAAAGAAAUAGCCGAUGAAGUGAAUACGUUCAUGUUUGCGGGCCAAGACACUACUGCGUCGACUGUCACAUACGCACUUUUGGCAUUAGGGAAUUAUCUGGAUAUUCAAACAAAAGUGCAGGAAGAAUUAGAUGCAAUUUUCCACGGCGAAGAGCGACCGAUCUCUCCGCAAGAUAUUUCAAGUAUGGAAUAUCUCGACAGAGUCGUCAAGGAAACUUUGAGGAUGUUUACAUUCGUGCCAAACAUUUCUAGAGUACUUGAAGAAGAUAUAGUUAUUGAUGGACAUCGUAUUCCGGCUGGUGUAACAAUGGGGUUAUCACUUUACGACUUACACCACAACGCGGAGCAUUGGCCAGAUCCGGAGAGAUUUGACCCAGAUCGUUUUCUCCCUGAGUUUGCCAGCAAAAGACACCCCUACGCUUUCGCACCCUUCAGUGCUGGACCUAGAAACUGUAUAGGUCAGAAGUUUGGAACGAGGAAUAGUAAAACGUUACUGGCAGCAAUUUUAAGAAAGUACAAAGUGAAAUGCUUGGAAACUCCCGAAACAUUAGAAGAAUACGCAGAAAUUGUAUUAAGGCCACAACAAGGUCUACAUCUGCAACUGCAAUUGAGAAAAAAGGAGAAUAUAGUGCCUGUAAGCGUAUCAGACGAAAUUGAAAGUCGGCUAGGUGUCCGCAGCAUUACUUUUUGCUCACAGCGCAUAAAGCCUACUAGUCUACUAGAGCUUCUUAACAGAACAACACAAGUCUGCGACAAAAACUCAUAUUUAUUGGCAAACACCGGCCUAUUCUUCAUAACCUCGUUGAGAAGCUCGUCUAUAUCGAAAAUGGGAUCCCUAUUUGACAUUCCGCUAGGUAUAGGCGCAAUUGUUCUUAUAGUUUAUGGGUCGGCUUUGUGGAGUUGGUAUAAACGGCGAAGAGAAAUAUCCAAAGCCAUAGACGUCCUUCCAGGCGAGAGAUGGUAUCCUAUCAUUGGAACCACAUGGAGGGUUCUUAAAAGUCCGAGAGAAAAACGAUGGAAUGAAAUGAAGUUGUUGCUCCAAAAAUAUGGACCCGUCUCAAGAGGAUGGACUGGGCAUCUUCCUAUGGUCUUCAUCAGGAAACCGGAACAUCUCGAGCUGCUGUUUAAGAGCAACGUUAACAUAAACAAGGGAGAGUUCUACAACUUACUAUAUCCAUGGUUGGGUGGAGGACUACUUACAGCACAUGGUGCGAAAUGGAAGGAGCACAGAAGACUGUUAACUUCAGCGUUCCAUUUCAAAAUUUUGGAUAAAUAUUCGGAAAUAUUUUCCGAAAAAGCUGCGGAACUUGUUCGAAUUUUGGAGGAAAAAGUUGGAACUGGCUAUUUUGAAGCGAGUGCAUAUUUCACGAGAUGCGCUUUGGAUAUUAUUUCGGAAACGGCAAUGGGUGUAAAGUUUAACGCUCUCAAAGAUCCGACUUGUGAAUAUGCCAAUGCCAUAUUCGGGCUGUGUGAAAUCGUGAGUACUAGAAUCGACCAUCCGCUUUUGAACAUCGAAUUAAUAUUUAAGCUUAGUAAAGAAGGAACUCGAUUUAAAACCUAUUUAAAAACUAUUCAAGAUACUACGAAUAAGAUAAUCGAAAAACGAAGAGCAGAAUUCGAACAACGCCAAUUUGGAGAACACAUCGAUGAUCUAGGGAGAAAGGAAAAAUUGGCGUUUUUGGAUGUUUUGCUGGCGAGCGAAAAAGAAAACAAAUUUACCAACAAAGAAAUAGCGGACGAAGUAAAUACGUUCAUGUUUGCGGGUCAAGAUACUACAGCAUCAACUGUCACUUACGCCCUCUUCGCAUUGGGUAACAAUCCUGAUAUCCAAGUAAAUGUUUCUCUUUGGCAAAACGUGAAGGUACAAGAAGAAUUAGAUGGCAUUUUUGGUGGCGAAGAACGAACUAUAACUCCUCAGGACAUUUCCAACAUGGAAUAUCUGGAAAGGGUCAUCAAAGAAACGUUAAGAAAGUUUUCGUUUAUACCGUUAAUCGGCAGGUUGCUCGAUGAAGAGUUAGUUAUUGACGAACAUCAGAUUCCAUCAGGAGUUGGAAUUGGAAUGUCGAUCUAUACUCUGCAUCACGAUCCUAAUCAUUGGCCAGAACCAGAUCUAUUUGAUCCUGACCGUUUUCUACCAGAGGUUGCUGCCAAAAGACAUCCCUACGCUUUCGUACCAUUCAGUGCAGGUGCUAGAAAUUGCAUAGGUCAGAAGUUUGCAACAAGAAAUAGCAAAACCCUGUUAGCAGCAAUCCUUAGGAAGUACAACGUGAAAUGUUUAGAGACUCCAGAGACGUUCCACGAGUACAUGGACAUUGUAUUAAGACCCCAGAAAGGCUUACAUCUACAAUUAGAAUUUAGAAACAUGGAUUCGCUGCCGGACAUUUGGGUUGCCCUGGGAAUUAUUUUGCUCACUGUAGCGGUAUAUUUGCCAGUUUGGAAAUUUUACAAAAAGCGAAAGCAAUUGGCUGAAGCUGUAGAUGCUUUUCCGGGGCCCACGUGGUAUCCUUUAAUUGGUACUGGCUGGGAUUUAUUGGUAGCGCCAAGAGAAGACAGAUGGAACAUAAUAAAAAAGUGGGGUCAACAAUACAGUCGUGUGAUGCGAGUAUGGGUCGGAUUUAACCCCAUUGUCGUACUUUCCAAACCUGAUCAUCUUGAGAUCCUAUUCAAAAGUCACGUUAACGUAAACAAGGGAAUAUUCUAUCGAUACAUGAUGCCAUGGUUAGGAGAGGGAUUAAUUACAGCAUCAGGCAACAAAUGGAAAGAGCAUAGGAGACUUUUGACUCCUGCAUUCCAUUUUAAAAUUUUGGAUAAAUAUUCGGAAGUCUUUUCUGAGAAAGCCUCAGAACUGGUGGAAAUAUUUGAAGAAAAGGUUGGAAAAGGGCCUUUCGACGCCAGUACUUAUAUUACUAGAUGUGCGCUAGAUAUAAUUUCAGAAACUGCGAUGGGGGUAAAAUUCGAUUGCCUCAAAAAUCCAAGUUCCGAUUAUGCCGUUGCUAUAUUUGGGCUAUGUGAAGGAGUGGCCAAUAGAGGAAACAAUCCAUUUUACGCAUUUGACUUUGUCUUCAAAUCUAGCAAGGAAGGAAAAAAAUAUUACAGUUGUCUAAAAACUGUCGAGCAAACCACGUACAAGAUAAUAAACGACAGGAGAACAGAAUUCCAGAAACAUAAAACUGAGCAAAAAAUCGACGAGCUAGGCAGAAAGGAGAAGUUGGCGUUUUUGGACAUUUUGCUAGCCAAUCAACUAGAGAAUAAAUUCUCUGAUAGACAAAUUGCCGAUGAAGUAAACACGUUCAUGUUUGCUGGUCAAGAUACAACUGCAUCUACGGUGAUGUAUACCCUUCUCGCUUUAGGAAAUUACUUGGAUAUCCAGGCCAAAGUACAAGAAGAGCUGGACGGCAUCUUCAACGGCGAAGAAAGGUCUAUUACGCCACAAGACAUUGCCGACAUGGAAUAUCUCGACAGGGUGAUCAAAGAAACUUUAAGAAAGUUUUCUUUUGUUCCUUCUAUUGGUAGAAUUUUGGAGGAAGAUAUCACUAUCGAUGGACAACGUAUUCCAGCAGGGGUCGGUGUUAUCUUGUCACUAUAUAAAUUGCAUCACGACCCCGAAUAUUGGCCUGAACCAGAUCGUUUUGAUCCGGAUCGCUUUUUAGCUGAAGUGGCAAACAAAAGACAUCCAUAUGCUUUCGCACCGUUCAGCGCUGGUUCUCGGAAUUGCAUAGGUCAGAAAUUCGGGUCAAGAAACAGCAAGACUCUAUUAGCGGCAAUUUUAAGAAAAUUUACAGUGAAAUGUUUGGAAAAUCCGGAUGAUCUGCAAGAAUACGAUGAAAUAGUACUUAGGCCCCAGAAUGGCGUUCGUUUAGAAUUAACACUAAGAAAAUAAUAACUGUUUUAAAACUGAUCAAUUGUAUGCGAUUAAUGAAAUUAGUCUAAGGUUGGGAUUAGGCAACUAUGUUUUUUUGCAAUUUUGAAUCGCAAACGUAUUAGCAAGUUUAAAACAUCUUUUUCCAAUUUUUCAUUAACAAUUGACACUUGACAAUUUUCAGUUUUGCAUAAGACCAUUUUUUAUGUAUUUACUUUUUAGAAAAUUGUGUAUUGGACAUUGGGAUCUGUUCAAACCAAUAGGUCGUAUUUUAAAAUAUAAUACUUUUAGGAUUUAAGGAAUUGUAUAACCGAUCUUAUUUAUUAUCUAUUUAGUAUCUCAAAUUAUGGAUUACGAAUUGAGAAUAGGAAAUUGCCCAAUCCGGGCUUAGAUUUCUAGACAUAAAAAACCGGGAUAUUUUCAAUAUAUUCAAUAAAUUACGA
This is a messenger RNA of Cylas formicarius (sweet potato weevil), 5278 nucleotides long. RefSeq lists its product as uncharacterized. The coding region runs from base 33 to 4856 and encodes 1607 amino acids. The transcript has 36 exons. Gene Ontology annotation, molecular function: iron ion binding; monooxygenase activity; heme binding. The record is from RefSeq and is a predicted model, not a curated record. Lineage: Eukaryota; Metazoa; Arthropoda; Insecta; Coleoptera; Brentidae.